GCACACCCUGGAACAAAGAUUUACAACUGUGACAAAUAUGGAGGGUGGUCUAGUUUGGAAAAUACUUGGCGGCAAGUUGCAGAGUUCCGGAACUAUUUGGAUGAAAUCGGAAAAAUGCAUUCUGAUGGCAUCAAUUUAGUGGGAUACUCUCAAGGAGGACUAAUAGCCCGAGCUGCUAUUCAAACGCUUCCUUUUCACAACGUUAAAACUUUCAUUUCACUAUCAUCACCACAAGCUGGUCAAUUCGGAGCGAGUUUUUUGCGUCUGAUAUUUCCCGAUUUGGCUGCUAAUAAUGCGUACGAACUUUUCUAUUCCAAUGUGGGGCAGCACAUAUCAAUAGCAAAUUACUGGAACGAUCCUGUAGAGCAAGACUUGUAUUUUAAAUUUAGUAAAUUCUUGCCAAUUAUAAACAAUGAAGUUAAGACAUUGAAUUCUACGCAGUACAAAAAUGCUCUACUUCGCUUAAAUAAAAUGAUUUUAGUUGGCGGCCCAAAUGACGGCGUAAUUACUCCGUGGGAAUCAAGCCACUUUGGGUUUUUUAACCAAACCUUGAAUACAGUACCUCUACACAAACGGCAAAUUUAUAUGGCUGAUACCAUUGGUUUGAAAACUCUCGAAACAAAUGGCAAAUUAAUAAUUGUAAUCAAGCCAUUUGUCCAUCAUCUUACAUGGCAUACAAAUCAACGAGUUAUACGGGAAGUGAUUCUUCCAUAUUUAGAUUAAAAUACAUAUGUUUAGUAACACUGCAUCGGACUAGUCCUGUAUGCUGGGCUAUGCUGUAUGUUGUUUCUAGAUUUUUCCUGUUAUAUACGAGAUGGACGCGGGAUUAAAUAUUCAAUGCCGAUCCCGAAAAUAAAUUUCUUAUUCUGUUUAGC
Messenger RNA from Rhagoletis pomonella (apple maggot), 875 nucleotides. RefSeq names its product lysosomal thioesterase PPT2 homolog (gene Ppt2). Gene Ontology annotation, cellular component: lysosome. Gene Ontology annotation, molecular function: palmitoyl hydrolase activity; thiolester hydrolase activity. NCBI's taxonomy places the organism in Eukaryota, Metazoa, Arthropoda, Insecta, Diptera, Tephritidae. The record is from RefSeq and is a predicted model, not a curated record.